Messenger RNA from Drosophila teissieri, 1816 nucleotides. RefSeq lists its product as uncharacterized. The transcript has a single exon. Lineage: Eukaryota; Metazoa; Arthropoda; Insecta; Diptera; Drosophilidae. The record is from RefSeq and is a predicted model, not a curated record. Bases 769 to 1635 code for a protein of 288 amino acids.
GCAACUCAAGGGUUAUGCUCCUUCGACUGCAAGCGUAUCUAUUGCAUUGAGUGCAGCUGCCAGAUAACUGACAUUCUCCCCGCUCGUCUGCUGCCCUGGCAUUUGCAUGUCUUUAGCGGGUAUCAAGGAUAAGCGGAGCCAGCUGAUUGAGAUUGAGUCAUACCCGGAACAAUGCCGUCCAACCAUCCAGCAUCAAGCAUCAACCGUCUGUGAAAGUGAUCGUGAUCGAGGCCGCAGAUGCGGCAGUAAACACAUCUCGGGAUCGCCUUUCUACUGCUGUGUAUCCCUGUAUCCUUGCAUCCUUGCAUCCUUGUAUCCUUGUAUCCUUUGCUUUGCGUGUCACUCGAGCGAUCAGCCAAACAACAACAAACAAUGCAGAGAGGGGAAAGGAGUAAGCAUCCUUUGUGGCUGUUUUGUUAGCUUUGAUCGCAGCUACUUAGCAUUUUCCUUUCCGGCUUUGUACUCCUCCCCUUCGGAAUUCCACAUGCCUCGCUGAGUUUUCCGCCCCGAUCGAAGGGAAUAAUACUGCUUAGACUUGGAAAAUGUAAAAUAUUGUGCUUGCCAUCGCAUUGGGUAAGUCAUCAUUAUUAUCUCUUGCGUGAAUCUUAAUCUUAGGGCGAUUGUAAUGUAUACAGUGCACGUAAAUAUUUCCAAUUCUUAAAAUUUGCAUCAUAUGUAUUGUUUUCGUAUUUUAAUACUUUGCGUGGUGUGCCGUAAAUAUUUUGUCAAAAUUUUUGAGUUGCUGCCCUCCAAGUGCUCCCACAGAGAAUGUUAGGUGACAGUUUAAGACACGACUGGCUCCUCUGGCCCCCUGCCCUCCAGCUGCUCAACUUUCCCUCGCCGCAGCAGCAGGAGCAGGCUCCUGGACCUUUGGUUCGGUACGAGUAUCCUUCGAUACCCCAACUACGUAGAUUGAGGCCACCGCGUUCGGUCGUGGAAGGAUCUGGCGAAGGCUCCGGUGGACAGGAGAACGGAGGUGGCGCCUCGGCGAGAGUGAUCUUUGUGCGGAGGUGCUACAUGAUGGCCGGCUUGUUCGCGAUCAACACUGCGAUCCCCGCCAUAAUCCUGUCCACGGUCAUUCCUCCGCACACGGAUCUCAUAAUGGCAGGCUUCAUUUGCGCCAUGGUUUCCCUCAUGGUUCUCUUUGUCUUCUGUCUGUCGGGCAAGUUGCGGAAGUUCUAUUGGUUCAGUUUCAUCCUGGCCGGGCUGUUUGUGAGUCUGGCAGGAUUGGGCGUGAAUCUGCUGCUUCUGGAGCGGAAUAUUGUCCGCGUCUGUUUAGCUCUCCUGGUGGCGUCUGCCAUGACUGCGAUCUGCUAUUGCGCUGGCGCAUGGCUACCCAAGAUCAUCCUGCCCGGAGAGAAGACUAUGUUUCUGCUGCUCGUCAUCUUCGUGAUGGCCUCCAUCUUUGUGAUGACCGUGUUUAUUUUCACGGACAAUUGGAUCUACCAGUUGGUGUACUUCUCGUUAUUGGCCACUUUGCUCAUACCCGCAUCCGUUUAUCACGCUCAGGUGGUUCAUUCCAGGCGAUUCCAGCUGCCCGAAUACGAAUUUGUGAUUUGCGCCGUCAACGUGUAUCUGCACUUUCUGUUGUUCUUCGCGGCCUUCUACUUCGUCAUCUGGGCGCCCAAGUGGUGAGAAUCUCAGGGAUUUGGAGUCCUUACUACUGGAGUUCCUUGAUCGAAAUGAUGGCCAUGUAGUGCGUCUAAGAAGCUAGCUGAAUCUACUGCCUUUGGCUAAAUAAAGGAUCAUUCUUGUAGCCAUAAUGUUAAUAUAUAUCUCAGCAAGAGUAUCAGUACAAUUUUGUAUACAGCAGAUA